UAUCACAGCACCUCUGGAGAAUCGUUAUAUAAUGUACUUGGCGUGACAAAAACAUCAACUCCUCAAGACAUUAAAAACGCCUACAGGCUGCUUGCCUUACAAUAUCACCCAGACAGGAAUCUAGAGAACCCAGAGGCAGAGGAGAAGUUCAAGGAACUGAAUUAUGCACACCGCGUGUUGACUGAUAACACGCUCAAGGAGAUAUACGACGAAUACGGCUUCAAUGGUCUCGAUGUGGCAGAGAAUUUUGGCAAAGAAAAAGUGCAUGCGUACUUCAUGCUUAAGCGGAUUAAAAACAAUAAAUGGGUAAAGCGUAUCUGGACCUGGAGGACUGCUGCGGUUGUUUCCGCUUCUUUUGUGAUAUGGUUGAUGUGGCGUUUUGUGAAGUAUAGAGCCUAAACUACCUGAGGGAACAGACGCCUUGCCCCAAUGAUAACAUGUAGUCCUGAAUCACCAUGUUUCCAUCCCAUGUCCGAGGGCGCAGGAAGGUCAGGUGCGGCACAGUGAGCAUUUCUACAACCCAUUGUUUGAGAGUGUACGCGCAUCAAAUGUUCUGAAGAUGCUGGUGAUCUAUGGGUAGCUGUUAAUGGCCAUGAUGUUGUUUGUUUUGUUGAUGGCUGCCGGCAGCAGCAUUGGGAGUUUUUCGGUUUGCGAUGGAUCUAGUGGUUCUUUUGUUGAUCCUGGUUUUCCUAUUCCUUUGUGAGUAGUAAUUACUAACUAAAAAUGUGAUAUUCAAUUGUAAAACCCAGAUCAAUGAUAUGACUUUAAUUAUGGAGUUAACGCAAUUAUGCUGAUAACGAAAUCAUUAAAUAAAUAAUGCGUUCAUUAUAUUAAAUGAUCCGUUGGCAUUUAGUUCUAGGAUGGUAGGCUUAUAUCAGUUUGAAUUCAAUAAUGAUUUUGUACAAUGUUAAUUGAAUAGAUUUAAUUACUUGGUAAAUAAUUAUUACUCAUUUAUUCAUUUAAUAACAUGGAAUAUUUACUUAUGUCAUUGUAUAAAAAAAAAUUAUAGAAUAAUAAUGGGUGGCUCGAACAUUGUUUCAAGCGAUACCAGAAUA
Molecule: messenger RNA, 1055 nt
Organism: Priapulus caudatus
Lineage: Eukaryota; Metazoa; Priapulida; Priapulimorpha; Priapulimorphida; Priapulidae
Product: dnaJ homolog subfamily C member 5-like
Exons: 5
Source: RefSeq, a predicted model, not a curated record